This is a messenger RNA of Maniola jurtina (meadow brown), 5732 nucleotides long. It is a transcript of the gene Vmat, whose product is annotated as synaptic vesicular amine transporter. Gene Ontology annotation, cellular component: synaptic vesicle membrane; terminal bouton. Gene Ontology annotation, biological process: transmembrane transport; aminergic neurotransmitter loading into synaptic vesicle. Gene Ontology annotation, molecular function: serotonin:sodium:chloride symporter activity. The coding region runs from base 168 to 1613 and encodes 481 amino acids. The transcript has 13 exons. Lineage: Eukaryota; Metazoa; Arthropoda; Insecta; Lepidoptera; Nymphalidae. The record is from RefSeq and is a predicted model, not a curated record.
GAAGUCAGAUUCUGUAUUUAAGACAAAGUCAGUCGGUCCUCGGCCGCCGUGACGGAGGGACAUAGAUGCUGACAGUUUUGGUUGAUUUUAAUUAUAAUUAUAUUUUAAUUUUUUUAUUUCUGACCAAGAUGGGCGACUGCGCACUGGUUAUUUAGGGUCGCGGCGCAAUGGGCGCGGCGUCGGGCGGCUGGCGCGCGCGCAUCGCCGCGUGCCGCGAGUCGCGCAAGCUGGUGCUGGUGAUCGUGGCCAUCGCGCUGCUGCUCGACAACAUGCUGCUCACCACCGUCGUGCCGAUCAUCCCGGAGUUCCUGUACGACAUCCGCCACCCCGACGAGCCGCUGUCCAUGUCCCUGGAGGAGCUCACCACGCCCGCUCCCCCGCCCACGCCCUACUGCCCCUGCCUCAACCGGACCAGCGUCGCCAUCGACGACGUCACCCAGCUGAACCUAACGUCCAAGAUAGAAGAGCGUCAUAAGGAGCUGAUCCACGAGACGGUGGCGGUGGGCAUUAUGUUCGCCAGCAAGGCCAUCGUGCAGCUCAUCGCCAACCCCUUCGUCGGACCCCUCACGCACAGGAUCGGCUACAGCGUGCCCAUGUUCACCGGAUUCAUCCUGAUGUUCCUCUCCACGCUUAUCUUCGCGUUCGGGCGCUCGUACAGCGUGCUGUUCGUGGCGCGCGCGCUGCAGGGCAUCGGCUCCUCGUGCUCCUCCGUGUCCGGCAUGGGCAUGCUGGCCGAGCGGUACCCGGACGACAAGGAGCGCGGCAACGCCAUGGGCAUCGCGCUGGGCGGGCUGGCGCUGGGCGUGCUGAUCGGGCCGCCCUUCGGAGGCCUCAUGUACGAGUUCGUGGGCAAGACCGCGCCCUUCCUCAUGCUCUCCGCGCUGGCGCUCGGCGACGGACUGCUGCAGCUGAUGAUCCUGCAGCCGGGCGUGGUGCGGCAGGAGAGCGAGCCGCCCUCGCUCAAGGCGCUCAUCACGGACCCCUACAUCAUCGUCGCCGCGGGAGCCAUAACGUUCGCGAACGUGGGCAUAGCGAUGCUGGAGCCGAGUUUACCGAUCUGGAUGGCGGACACCAUGCAGGCGCACCGCUGGCAGCAGGGGGUGGCCUUCCUGCCCGCCAGCAUCUGCUACCUCAUCGGAACGAACCUGUUCGGGCCGCUCGGCCACAAGAUGGGGCGCUGGCUCGCCGCGUGCUCCGGACUGCUCAUCAUCGGAGUCUGCCUCAUCCUGAUCCCGAUGGCCCGCAAGCUGGAGCACCUGAUCAUCCCCAACGCCGGCCUGGGCUUCGCCAUCGGCAUGGUGGACUCCAGCAUGAUGCCCGAGCUGGGCUUUCUGGUGGACAUCCGCCACGCCGCCGUCUACGGCUCCGUCUACGCCAUCGGUGACACUGCCUUCUGCCUCGGCUACGCUGUCGGGCCGGCGUUCUCGGGCGCGCUGGUGAACAGCAUCGGCUUCGAGUGGAUGUUGGUGAUCAUCGCGCUGCUCAACUUCGCCUACGCGCCCUGCCUGCUCAUGCUGCGCGCGCCGCCCGCGCGCGACGAGAAGCAGAACUUGAUCAUAAGCGACAAGUCGUCAGUCCGCUACGUCAGCUACCAGAACGAGGAAGAGGAAUAAGCCGCCUUCUUGAUAACGCCGCCAUCUUGACAACGCCGCCAUCUUGACAACGCCGCCAUCUUGAGACCCGCCCGAUUAUAACUUUUUAAAUUAACGAUUUAGACAAAGGUAUAAAAUGCUUAAAACAUAAAAAAAAUACCAAAAAAAAAUAAUGUAGUGAAGUCGAAGUGUCGUAGCUGUAACGAAAAUAAUAUAUUUAUAUAUAUUUACGAGAUAAUGAAUAUACGAUAGUGAAAUAUAUCAAUUUACAUAUACACGUUUUUAAAACGUAGCUCUAGAAAUAUAAAAGAUAAAGGACAUAUUACAAUAUCUACGAAAACUCUUGAGAUUUUAGAAAUAAAAAGUAGACGCCUAUAUCAGAAAAUAAUAAAUAUUUUUAAAUAUACUUACUGUAGUUGCCGCUGAUAUUUGUAUAUCUUUGUAAAUUAUUUAUUGAUAUUCAAUAGCUAUUCAUAUAAAGUUAGUAAUAUAAAACAAUAAUCUUCUAAAUUCGUUGACCAAUUUUUCUGACUCUUUGACCAGUUCUCUCUAAAAAAAAUACAUAUUUCUUAUAUCUGUGUAUGUAUAAUGAAUAUGUUAGCGUUAAUAUAUAAUAUCCAAAUCUACAUAUUGCCGUUUAGUCAGGGUGUCUAUGAAUUACGAUGUACUUUAUACUAAAUUACUAAAUAUCAAAAUACUCAUAUUAAUAUUUUGUAACUAACUAUGUAAGAACUUAUAAAAUAAUAUAACAUAAUAUACAAGAAUUAGAUAUAAGUUGUUUAAGGAUACAGUAUUAAAUAAACUUUUCUGUCACGUGUUUUGUUACUAAAUGAAAAAGCACAAAAGGAUGUUUUGUUAAAAAUAUUUGGCAUACGUGACUUUGACAAUAUUUUAUAUAUGUUUAUAUUAAUACCUAGACCAAUAUUUAUAGCUUUGUAAGUUAAAGCCUUACAAUAGAUCAUAUUUUACUCUCACACAGUGAAACCGACAAUAUUAUACCUUCUUACAUGUUACCUAGUUAUGUGAUCAACUAUAUUUUUCGAAAAAUCCUGUCGCUUUUUGAAAAAAAUAAAUCACGAUAAUUAUAUUUUUGUCUCCAUCUCCGCAUAUUCUGGCCAUAGCUUUCGUAAAAUUUAAAUAAUCAAUAAUGCAUUAGCACCAUAUUUACACAUUACGACAAUAAGUUAACAAUACAAUAAUAUUUGAAAGCACAUGUUAAUUGAGCACAUUUUUGAUAUGUUUUUAUUACGGACCAAAUAUGGAAAUGCCUUCAAUAGCCAGCAUUAUUACAAUCGUAUUGAUCUAUGUAUGAUUUCGUCAAAUAUGAAUGAUUAUUAUCACAAUUUUAUCAUAAAAAUACAAAAAAUAUUAUUUUAGUAAUUAGCAAAUAUUAGUAUACUAUAGCUGAUUGAUGGAAAGUAUUAACUGAUAAGUAGGUAUAUAUAGAUAUUUGCAUUAUUUUUAUUUUAUUUAAUUUUUAUAUUAUAUUUAUAACAUUGAUAGUAAUAUUUUUACAGUCGUAACUCACCGCGCAUACUUUUAACAUAUUACAUAAAUAUUCGAUAUAUUAUCAUAAUUAUAAUAUACUCGAUCAUAUAUUGAAUGGCAAUAUUAUAACACUAGUAGCCUAUAUUUAGUAUUAGAGUCGUUUGUUAGUCAAGUAGUGUGUUGAAUAUGUAGUAGGGAACUCAUAUUGUAUCUUAAAAUAUGAAAAUAUUCAUUUUAAUAAGAAGUGAAAUGUUAUUAUAGGUAACAUUAAAAUUGAAAUUCGUGAAUUAUGGUUAUUAACAUUCGUAGUGAUCUUUAAAUUUACAGCUCAGAAUUUAUAAUUAUUAAAAUGCAAUGGACUUUAUUUCAUCACUUGUCUUCAUUAAAAAAAAAAUACAAUCAUAUGACGUAUUAAAUUUUUUAAGAAUACUUACGUGGAAUUCAAGUUAUUCCGCGAACCAUACAUAAAGUAGGUACAUGUAACAGUAAUAAACAACCAAUUAAUUAAGUUAUAGAUAACCAUUUAUAUUUUUCAUCUAAUUACAUUCCGUUAGUUUUUCUACUGAGAUGCACUUAAUUUACCCAAAAUAAAAAACAUCACUGAAGUGAUGCUGAUAGCCUGAAGGCUAACUCGAUACAAUGAUUCUUUAAUUAAUAAAAGUGCUGGACUUAGCCACAGUCUUAUGAUAUUAUACUUGUAACUGUAAAGUACUAUCUCUCUAUGAGCGUAUGGCUGCGCAGAUAGACCAGAUAAACAGAUAAACAGGCGGUCAAACACUGUUCAUUGCAUUUGUUUACUUCUCAAUAUAGGCAAUCAUUAAUCAAAGAAACAAGUUCUUAUUUAGUUAGUUUAUAGUUAGUAAUACACACCUCAUGUUGAAUAUUUAUGUUUCCUAUUUAUAAUAUUACAAAUAUUAAUUUUCAGUUUGUUAUAUCAAUUAAAAACAUUUCUAGAUUUCUUCUGAAAUAUGAAAAAAUAUAUAUUAUUCGUGCUAUGUUCUAUAUUCAUAUUUCACACUUUUUAUCGUUAAACAUUAUAGCAGUUGCUUUUUCAAUGAAUAUUAGCCGCGGGCAAUAUUCUAACAUCACGUAGACAACGUCUCGUAGCUAACGUGUUUGUCGAUGGCUGUUUGAUAGGUAUAAUAUAUGUAGUAGUAAAUUGAGAAAAUAUAAUCACAUACACUUCCAGUAAUAAGUAUAGGGCGAAAAAUUAUAACGAAAAUAUUGGAAUAAUAUAUAAAAAUCAUAUUAAUAUAUUCACUGCAUUACAUAAUAUAUUAGUAUUAUAAAAUAUAUUUAUAUUCUGUCUUAUGUUUUGUCACUAUACUCGUAUUUAAUAUACUCAUUUGUGUAUUUUAAUAAGAAUUCAUUACUCAUUCAUUUUAAGACAUACCUACCUAUAAUUUCAAAUUGAUCGAUUUCGUGUUCAUCUUCAUCUCUCGAGCAGCUAUUUAUCGUAUUUUAAGAUUUUAUUCAUGUUUAAAAUAGUUCUUAGUGUUUUAAAAAUUAUAAGGUAGAGUAGUGUAAUGUUGUAUGUCACAUCACAUGGUAUGCAAUGGCUCAUCAUUACAGUAAGAAACUGGGCUGUUUCUUUCUUUCAAUAUUUGAAUUCAUUGAACAUCAUUAAUCAUUCAUAUUUGAUGCUUUUUUGGAAAAUGUACAAAAUAAUUAUAAAACUAAAUAAGCAAUAGCUGGGUUUGGGUCCUUGCCACGUCUCGUAUAAGUUAAAUUAAUAAUUAGACAAUGAAAAUGCCUGGUUUGUAGCGUAUACUACUUUUAUAUAUUUACUUAUUAUAAUAAUAUUCAUUUUCGUUUUAAUAUUGAAUAUUGUUUAAAACUGCGUUUUAAAUAAGUUGACUAUUAUAUUUUUAGUGAUAGGUAUAUUUUAUAACGAUAGGUACAGUAAUAUUUUCUGCACGGCUGACUAUUUUCGUUAUAAAUCAAAAUAAUCAUAAUUACAAUAUAAUGAAAAUUAAUUUGAAUUAGGUACCUAGGUGCCAAUCGUAACAAAAACAGAUUAUUUUAAAUAUUUUUAGUUUUCAUAUUCCACAAUAAAAAAGUCAUCGAGAAGAACAACUUAUUUGAAACGCAUAAUAGUUUAUCAAAUAUAAUAUUCAUUAUUAUUGUAAUAUUUAAUAUUCAGUAUAACUGUACAAAAUAUUAUAAUAUUCUAUGUUUAGAUAUAAAACGAAAAAUGAGCUCUGAGCUACAAGUGUAUGGUAGUAAUAAUUUGACAACUCUGUAAGAUAACUAUACAGCUUCUAUAUAUUAUUGAUAUUUAAAAUAUUAGACGAAUAUUAUUUAUAUAUUAUACCGAAUAUUAUUAAAAUAAUACAAUGUUAUUGUGAUAGUCAUUAGUGAUAUUUUUAAAGCGUUUAAUAUUGUAUAGUGAUAUUUAGUGCGAAAUACUUUUAGAAAAUUAUUAAUUAAAUAUUUAUGUUAUGUUUUAAUUGAUUGCAAAUCAGAUUAUUACUAGUCAUUUAAUUUAACUACCAUUGAAGUUAUUUGUAUGAAUAAAAUUAUAAUUUAAUAGUUUUUAUCGAAAUUAUCGUACAAUUGUUGUUGUAUGAUUGGUAUUUGUUGACCUAAGUUGCGUUCUGUAUAUUUUCGCCUUAGACUGUUGUUUUAAUAAAAUGUGGGUAUAUGAACUAA